AUGGUAAUUUUGGAGACCAGGAUUUUUUUUUACCACCGACUUUCUCUCUCCUGCCUCACUCUUCUUCCUCGCAACACAGCCCCCCCUGUUUCAACCCGCCACCUUCUCUCCUCCAUAACUAUCGCCACCGUGAACCACCGGCCACGAGACCGGAUCCGUUCGAACCGUCAGCCUUCCCCUAUCACUUCCCGACCAGCCUCAGUCGUCGCCGACCUCGGAGCUCAUCGGAAACUGGAGAAAAACCCGCCGGUUUCAAUUGAUUUUCACAACCUUCAAUCUUCGUCGUCCGGCUACCAAAUCGGACGAUCAAGGUCCAAGAACAAAAGUGGUUCCAAAUUGGGUGUUUUACCUAAGUUAGGAGUUUGGGCUAGCGGUUUGGAGUUUUUCCGGCCACCGGAAAUUUCUCAAGCCACCCAAGCUGUCAGCGCGUGGGCAGCACUCGAGCACCAGUUGACCCGCAGGAGGGACCUUCCAAAGGUCCAGCGAGGUCGGACCAACCAUGUUGCCUUCGGAUACGAUGAUGUCCACGGACAUCCAGGUUGCCUUCGGAUUUUAUCAGUUGCCUUCGGUUUAGUCAGCAUGCUUGACGGCUGCCCCACGAGUUCUAUGGUACCCGGACUCGUGUGGAGCGAGGACGCGGAUCAGGUUGACCAAGGUCCCCUGAAUCCUGCGAGGUUGCAGCUCGGAUUGACUUUGUGUCACCGAGACCUGCGAGGACGUGUCACCAAUGGUGAUGCGAGGGGAAUUGACGGAUAUCAGGAAUUGACUGAAACAAAGGGUGGGGCUGUAGACGUGCAUCCAAGGGCCACCACAGGGCAUUUCCCGCUUCCCGCUCUUCCCCGUUUUGAUUUUAAAAAUUCUAUGAUGCGUGAAUUUGACAUGACUGACCUUGGGAAGAUGAGAUUUUUUCUUGGUAUUGAGGUGAUGCAAAGGGCGGAUGGAAUAUUUAUUAAUCAAAAGAAGUAUGCAUUGGAGGUAUUGAAGAGGUUUGAAAUGGACAAAAGCAAGCCAGUCCAUAAUCCCAUUGUUCCUGGUUAUAAGUUUUCAGAAGAUGAAGAUGGAGUGAAGGUUGACAUCACCUUUUAUAAACAAGUUGCAGGAAGUUUAAUGUAUUUAACUACUACUCAGCCAGAUGUGAUGUUUGCAGUGAAUCUUAUCAGUAUGUACAUGACAAAUCCUUAUGAGCUUCACUUGCAAGCUGCUAAAAGGGUCUUAAGGUAUUUAAAAGGAACAACAGACUAUGGUGUGUUUUACAAAAAGGGAGAAGAAGAGUAA
Molecule: messenger RNA, 1275 nt
Organism: Prunus armeniaca (apricot)
Lineage: Eukaryota; Viridiplantae; Streptophyta; Magnoliopsida; Rosales; Rosaceae
Source: the annotation of a GenBank genome assembly